UCUUGUUUCUCCGCUGCUACUUCUCGCAGAGUAGAUGCAAAUCCACCUAGCUUUUCAGCUUCUUGCACUACUGGAAUACGCAAGUGGUAUCAGUGCCUCUUCAUGAAGCAAGACGUAGACGAUACUGGAGACGCAAAAAACAAGGCUCAAAGGUGGAUUUCGCAACAUCAAGGCUCCCCUUCUCCCGAGUCGCCUGUUGCUCCAUUUCAGGAGCCGUUUUGGGAGGCUCGUGCGGACCGUCACGCGGCGCCUGCUGGUCCACCCAGACGAGCUGAAGAGCAACAUCAACUACAGCAAGGUUCCCAAUCUUUUUUGACGUCCUCUUCGUCUGCUGCUCCCACAGUCGGUCGAGAUGAUCAAGCAGCAAAGCAGAAACGAAAACAACUACAUUCUUCAGGUGAACAAGACAAGCAGAACCGCCUACUUCGUGGGUCGGUUCCUUGGCAUCUAUUGGGC
Molecule: messenger RNA, 456 nt
Organism: Amoebophrya sp. A25
Lineage: Eukaryota; Dinophyceae; Syndiniales; Amoebophryaceae
Source: the annotation of a GenBank genome assembly